Carassius carassius (crucian carp) is the source of this 606-nucleotide messenger RNA. RefSeq names its product SNW domain-containing protein 1-like. The transcript is spliced from 3 exons. Lineage: Eukaryota; Metazoa; Chordata; Actinopteri; Cypriniformes; Cyprinidae. Bases 96 to 374 code for a protein of 92 amino acids. The record is from RefSeq and is a predicted model, not a curated record.
UGAAUUGUCAAUGGAAUUGUCCUUCUCUUCUCCAAACAUCGCGAGACGGUAUUUCAGUGGCGUGACGUCAGAACCCACCCACAGAAACAGUGAACAUGUCGCUGGCGAGUUUUCUCCCUGCGCCCACCCAACUGUCCCAGGACCAGCUGGAGGCAGAGGAAAGGUCUCGUGUUCAGAGGUCCCAGUCCACUGCUUUGGUCUCCACCCGCAGAGAACCUCCUCCUUACGGUUUCAGAAAAUCAUGGGUCCCCCGAGCGUUAGAGAUCACAAACACACAGACGUUUGUGUCAACACUGCCCUGUCAUUUUUUUAUCAUUAAAUUAGCAUCGAUACUCCUUUCUGAGCAACAAGUUGGUAACAUCGUUAUUUUUUAAGUAUUUAAACUUGCAGAGAAGUGCUGCACGGAUGCAGGUAAUUAACACACACAUUCUCUCUCUCUCUUUCUCUCUGAUUCAUUUAGAUUACUUUAAAUAAAUGUAAUCUUACUGCACUUCAUCUUGGUGUCUUGAGUUAAGCGUACAAAAUUCUAUAUCUAGCCAACUAAAGUGACUGGUAUUGUAUUAGGCGGUUCUUUGCCUCCUGUGUUGUGCGUUCUAAUGCACGCCU